Molecule: messenger RNA, 366 nt
Organism: Sugiyamaella lignohabitans
Lineage: Eukaryota; Fungi; Ascomycota; Dipodascomycetes; Dipodascales; Trichomonascaceae
Gene: ELC1
Product: elongin C
Exons: 1
Coding region: 1-366 (121 amino acids)
Biological process (GO): ubiquitin-dependent protein catabolic process
Cellular component (GO): elongin complex
Molecular function (GO): protein-macromolecule adaptor activity
Source: RefSeq, a predicted model, not a curated record
AUGGAAGAAAUUUUGGAACCAGAGCAAUCGGAGUUUGUAACUUUAAUAUCCUCAGAUGGAUUUCGUUUCGUGUUGCCACGAAAGGCGGCUAUGAUAUCGGGCACUUUAAAUGGUAUGCUGAGUGCUUCUGCCUUCACAGAAGCGCAAUAUGGAAGAGUGCACCUUGGGAACAUCAGUGGCGAAUUACUGGAAAAGAUCUGUGAAUAUCUUUGUUUCAAUUUGAAAUAUAAAGACAGAGCCAACGUCCCAGAAUUUGAGAUAGCGCCAGAAAUGGCCUUAGAACUUCUUGUGGCUGCCGAUUUUUUGGACAGUAAGUAUUUAGAAUUUUGUGUAUCCUUGAUUCCCGUAUUUGGUUCCCUUAUAUAA